Molecule: messenger RNA, 825 nt
Organism: Adineta ricciae
Lineage: Eukaryota; Metazoa; Rotifera; Eurotatoria; Adinetida; Adinetidae
Source: the annotation of a GenBank genome assembly
AUGAAUUACGUACGAGAAUAUCACACAGCAUCCGUCUUAGCAAAUGGAUCGGUGUUAGUCACAGGUGGAGAGACUACUGGUAAUGGUUUAUUGAACAGUGCUGAGUUAUACAAUCCAUUCACAGGUACUUGGACAACAACAGGAAAUAUGAAUUAUGGACGAGAACAACACAUAGCAUCCAUCUUAGCAAAUGGAUCGGUGUUAGUUACAGGUGGAUACAAUGGUAGUCACUUGAACAGUGCUGAGUUAUACAAUCCAUUCACAGGUACUUGGACAACAAUAAGAAACAUGAAUUAUGGACGAGCAUGCCACACAGCAUCCGUCUUAGCAAAUGGAUCGGUGUUAGUUACAGGUGGAGACUAUGAUAGUGGUUCCUUGAACAGUGCUGAGUUAUACAAUCCAUUCACAGGUACUUGGACAACAACAGGAAAUAUGAGUUAUGUACGAUCAGAUCACACAGCAUCCAUCUUAGCAAAUGGAUCGGUGUUAGUUACAGGUGGAUACAAUGGUGCUUCCUUGAACAGUGCUGAGUUAUACAAUCCAUUCACAGGUACUUGGACAACAACAGGAAAUAUGAGUUAUACACGAUACUUUCACACAGCAUCCGUCUUAGCAAACGGAUCGGUGUUAGUUACAGGUGGAUUCAAUUAUAGUUAUUACUUGAACAGUGCUGAGUUAUACAAUCCAUUAACAGGUACUUGGACAACAACAGGAAAUAUGAAUUAUGGGCGAGAACACCACACAGCAUCCAUCUUAGCAAAUGGAUCGGUGUUAGUUACAGGUGGAUACAAUGGUGUUUACUUGAACAGUGCCGAAUUAUAUUAA